Messenger RNA from Cyprinus carpio (common carp), 2465 nucleotides. RefSeq names its product E3 ubiquitin-protein ligase TRIM16-like. Gene Ontology annotation, molecular function: zinc ion binding; protein binding. The record is from RefSeq and is a predicted model, not a curated record. NCBI's taxonomy places the organism in Eukaryota, Metazoa, Chordata, Actinopteri, Cypriniformes, Cyprinidae.
AAACUUUCACACUGCUACAAGGAAGAGAUGAUCGUCUUGAAGUGGCAGAAGUGAAAGUAUGCAGAUGGAAUGAAGAAACUUAAGUUAUAGGAACACAUGCUCAUCAUGCUAAAAAAAAGCAACGCAUACUCUCAGAGACCAGCCCAGGACACUCCACUUACUCACUGAUACGCCAGCUGCCAUUAGGACAUCAGGAAAGGACAAGGCCAGCUGUCCAGUCAGUCAAGAUCUACUGAAACCAGUGACUUGUAUCUGUGCACAGCGUUUCUGUUCGGCGUGUGUUCUCACUCUGAAGCAGGACAGUCCAAAGGGAUCCCACAGCUGUCCUCAGUGCAGAGAGAUGUUCAGUCCGAAGUCUGUUCCACGCUCAUCCGUCAGAGUUGAUGAUCUGUUGGAGAGAAUGAAAAAAGUGAAGCUACCUUCUUCAAACCAUCCUUCGGAUCCAACCUAUGCUGGACCUGGAGAGGUACAGUGUGAUGAAUGCACUGGAAGAAAACACAAAGCCGUGAAGUCUUGUUUAAUGUGCCUGGCAUCCUUCUGUGAAAGUCACCUAAUAGCUCAUACCACAAUGCCCUAUCUGAAGAGACACAAGCUGAUCGAAGCCUCCCCGGACCUGCAGGAAAACAUCUGCUCCCAACAUGACAAACUCAAUGAAUUCUACUGCCUUACAGACCAAAAAUGUAUUUGUGCUUUGUGUGUGUUGAAUGAACACAAAGAACAUGAUACGGCUGAAGUUGAAACAGAAAGGAUGGGGAAACAGACUGAGAUUGCAGAGAAACGAAGGGAAGUAAAGCAAAGAAUCAAGGAAAAACAGAAAGAGCUGGAUGAGCUGAAACAGUCUUUAGAUACACUAAAGUGCUCUGCACAGGCUGCAUUAGAGGAAAAUGAGAAGAUCUUCACGCAGCUGAUCCACACCAUUGAGAAAACCUGCUCUGAGGUAGCAGAGCUGAUCAGAGCUCAAGAAAAAAUGGAAUGUAGUCGAGUUGCACUGCUUCAUGAGCAGCUGGAGCAGGAGAUCGCUGAGCUCCACAGAAGAGACACUGAGCUUCGGAAGCUUUUAAACACAGAUAAUAAUGUUUUAUUUCUGCGGCAUUUCCAGUCUCUCUCUUCACUAUCUGCAUCUGUGAACUCGCCCAGCUUAACUGUCAGUCAGCAUAUUAAAUCGGAUCUUGUGAGGAAAUCGCUUUCUGAUCUUAAAUUGGAAUUGCAGAAAUUUGACAAGGAGGAGUACAAAAUUAUUUCAAAUCUUACAAAUUUUCAGUUGAGAUUUCCUUUUGAGCCAGUAAACAGUGAGGAUUUUCUAGGUUAUUAUCAUAAGUUUACACUGGACAUCACUACUGCACAUGAUGAACUCCGAAUUUCUGAAAACAACAGAGAAGCAAUGUGCCGUGAGACAAUCCGACCGUAUAUUCAGCAUCCGAACAGAUUUGAUUUUUGGCCCCAGGUGCUAUGCAAAGAAAGUAUAACUGGACGCUGUUACUGGGAAGUUGAAUGGGAAAAGGGAAUAUGGGGGGUCUAUAUUGCUGUUUCAUAUAUAGGGGUGGGAAGAAAAGGGCAGGAUCGUGUGCAUUGGUUUGGACACAACAGUCAGUCCUGGAGUCUGGAAUGUUCUCCAACACCUUGUAUCUGGCAUGACAACAAUAAAACUGAGAUUGCAGGCCCUUUAUCAUCUAAAAUAGGGGUGUAUGUCGACUAUAAAGCAGGAACUCUUUCCUUUUAUGAUAUUUCUGACAAGAUGACCCUCUUACACAGAGUCCAGACCACAUUCACUCAGCCCCUCCAUCCUGGGUUUUGGUUCAGUAUGUCUUCCUCAGUAACACUGUGUGACCUGUGAAUAAGCCUAGCAGAAAUAUGUGAUGCUUUUGCUGUUUAUGAAAUAUCUGUGUAAUGUUACUUUUAUCAAGAACGUAAAACAAAGCUAGCACUACAUACUAAUUAAAGAUUUUUGUUGCACAUAAAUGUUCUAUACUGUGAGAAGCCAGAAAAUUGAAAUGUUUAAAGGCAUGAAAUAUACACUUUGCCUGGUAUCAUUUAAACAUUUAAACUUUAUUUUUUUCUAUAUAUUAUGUAAUAGUGAAACAACAUUUAUAUUUUGUGAUAAUAUAUAACAAAAAUUUAAUUUCUUUUUUUCUAAAGAUGAAAGUUAUGAAUACAUCUAUAAAUAUGCAGAUGCCUUAACAUGCAUUAUAUUUUAGCUUUCAUAUUUAAAGAAAGCAUGUGAAAAACACUGUAUUGUAUGUGUAAAUGCAAGUAGAGGGGGAAUGAAUCAGGUGAUGGAAGAAUCAGGAGGUUUUGGAGUCUUAUAGUUCUGACCCAAAUACAGCAAAAUACUGGAUUUUAUAUGUGUUUUGUGUGUGGGUGUGUGUGUAACAUUUGUAACAUUGUAACUAUUUUUGUAUUAUUCUACUCCUGUUGACCCAGUAGGUGGAGACAUUUCUUCAUACACUGAUGGGAGUCAGCAAAAA